Sphaerulina musiva SO2202 is the source of this 622-nucleotide messenger RNA. Its product is annotated as calmodulin A. The transcript has 5 exons. The record is from RefSeq and is a predicted model, not a curated record. Gene Ontology annotation, biological process: spindle pole body organization. Gene Ontology annotation, molecular function: calcium ion binding; enzyme regulator activity. The coding region runs from base 173 to 622 and encodes 149 amino acids. Gene Ontology annotation, cellular component: central plaque of spindle pole body. NCBI's taxonomy places the organism in Eukaryota, Fungi, Ascomycota, Dothideomycetes, Mycosphaerellales, Mycosphaerellaceae.
ACCUGACCUUACCUGACCUUACUGUCUUCACUCUCUUCACACUCUUCACGCCAACACUCCCGCGACCUCCACCCCGCUCCGCCGAUCCGCCCGAUCGACGACGACAACGACGAAGACGACUGCAUCUCUGCGAACACAGCGCCUCUAGCGAUUCGACUCACAUCCUCUCACUAUGGCCGACUCACUGACUGAGGAGCAAGUCUCCGAGUUCAAGGAGGCCUUCUCGCUCUUCGACAAGGACGGCGAUGGACAAAUCACCACAAAGGAGCUCGGCACGGUGAUGCGCUCUCUCGGCCAGAACCCUAGCGAAUCGGAGCUGCAGGACAUGAUCAACGAGGUGGAUGCCGACAACAAUGGCACUAUUGAUUUCCCAGAGUUCCUCACCAUGAUGGCCCGCAAAAUGAAGGACACGGACUCUGAGGAGGAGAUCCGUGAAGCGUUCAAGGUCUUCGACCGUGACAACAAUGGCUUCAUCAGCGCGGCUGAGCUACGACACGUCAUGACUUCUAUUGGCGAGAAGUUGACAGACGAUGAGGUCGACGAGAUGAUCCGCGAGGCUGACCAGGAUGGCGACGGAAGAAUUGACUACAAUGAGUUCGUUCAAUUGAUGAUGCAGAAGUAG